UGCCGUGACCUGUGUGGCCGACUGGUUUGGCAUCUGCCGCGAAUGCAAAAGAUGCUGGUUCAUUCCGAGCCCUGCGCACGGAGGCCUUGGUCACUUUUUCUUUCAUAAAUGACAUUUAUUUCAAUUUAAAAUAAGAUAUAGAUGCCACAGAGGAGAGAUUUGAAACAAUAAACGGAUAUUUGUCUUGCUUUACCAAUUACAGUUAGUCCAAAAGUUCAUAUCAUCAUGUUUUAUUGGUCUGUGUGCGCUCGCGCCAGCAAUGUGAAUAGCUGGCCUGGAAAGUUGGCGCAAUAAUAAAAAUAAUAAUUAUACACAACAGAAUAAUAGCCGGUUUAAUCAAGUCCCCGCGGGCCGUAAAUUGAAAGUUGGCGUGUUUUGAGGGCCAGUUCAUAUCCAUAUGAAUACUCCUUUAAUACGGGAUCGGAAUAAAUUAGGUCAAAUCUGCCUGGUGCUUUAUACUGCGUAAUGACAACAAGCACGGCUUGUGGUUAAACGGUCACCGUAGCUUAUAUUGUACUUUACAUUUUGUAGAUUAUUAAUACUUAUGUAUUAAAGGUAUUGACAGGCUUAAGGACAAUUUUAUUGCAGUGUACGCUUAGAAUGGUCCGGGUCCGAGCCGAGGCGCCCGAUACUUCAAGAAAACAUCACGUGAUCACCGAUCAUCUGUCAUGGAAAACGAAGUGUCGGAAGCAAAGAGAAUUUCAAAUGAUGAUGAUGACUCCUGCCCGGUUUCGGUCACAGCGAUUGUGUGUUCUGGAGUGGAUUUUUAGGGUUCCGUAGCCAAAUGGCAAAAAACGGAACCCUUAUAGAUUCGUCAUGUCCGUCUGUCUGUCCGAUUAUGUUGUCAGAUAAUUAGCAUGUGGAGGGUAAAAUAAAAACCAGUCUCAAAGCAGCGCUCGUCUUUAACUUACGUCCCCUGUGCCCUUGCAUACUGAACAUGGCGCAGCCGGUUUUUAAAAUUUACUAAUUCAUAGUCAAUAGUGUUAUUCGAAGUAGAAGUGAUAAGAUAACUGUAAUAAAAACGUAAAAGUGAAGUGCUAUGCAAUAUAAAAGCUAAAAUAAUUUCCAAGUACAAUGGAAGCCAUUUUGCAACCACCGCCGCCGUUUAUAUUUGAAAAUAAUCUUGUAAAUGUGACAUCUGGUAAUUUAAGUAAAGAGUGGGACAAAUGGAAAAAGAGUUUUAAAAUUUACUAUGCAGCGUGUGAAAUCGGCAAGAAAGAUGUGAUAGUGCAGAUAAAUAUUUUGCUUCACGUCAUUGGUGAUCGGUGCAGAGACGUGUACGAUCAAUUUACGGAUAAAACAAAAUGUGAUACUGUAGACAAAGUGUUGGAGAAAUUUGAUUGUUUUUUUUUCCCAAAGAAGAAUUUAACGAUCGAACGUCACAGAUUUUUUACACGCGAUCAGAGUGAAUUCGAGUCCGUGGAACAGUACGUGUUCGAAUUAAAUAAAAUGGCAGUGAAAUGUGAAUUUAAAGACCUGUGCCAAGACUUAGUGCGAGAUAGAUUGAUAUGUGGAAUAAGAGAUGGAUCGCUACGGGAACGCUUGUUAAGGGAACCUGAUUUGACUUUAACGAAGGCUGUAGAGAUAGGUAAUUUGGCAGAAUUAUCCCGAGCACAAGCUGUGACCUUGAAAUCGGAGAGCACUGAGCAUCACCACGUUCAAGAAAUUUCGAAUGAAAAUCAGGGUACUAACUCACAAGUGAAGGAGAUUGAUGCCAUACGAAAAGACCGCCGUUUUUCUCGAGGGCAGCGGUCAAGGUCAUCGCGCGCGCGAUCGGGCGGACAAUGGUCGCGCCCAUGUCCGUCGCGGCAGCAAGAGUAUCAUCAGGACUCGCGUGGUGCUAGAGGUAGCCUACCUACUUCACACUACCGUGAGGAGAGAAAGUGGCACAAUACGCCGAUGUAUCGUGGUUGUCUACAAUGUGGUGGAGUUCAUCCGAAGUUUAAAUGCCCGGCAUAUGGACAGCAAUGUUUAAGUUGUAAGAAAUUGAAUCACUACUCGAGAAUGUGUGGAAUCUAUGAGGUGCGCGGGGACUCUUCCGAUCAGGUAAAUAAACAAAAGGGUGUAAAGAAUGAUGAUUUUCUAGAGAGUUUACAAAUUUGUGGUUGUUUGCCAGGAAAUUACAAAAUUAGACUAAAAGAUGACGUCAGACCAGUAGUCCAUUCACCUAGAAAAUUACCGGUAGCAUUAAAAGAUAAAAUCAAAAAUAAGUUGGAAGAAAUGCAGGAACAGGGCAUUAUUGCCAAGGUUGAGCGCCCCACGGAUUGGGUGAACAGCAUGACGGUGGUAAAAAAGCCUAAUGGCGACCUGCGGAUAUGUUUGGAUCCCCAGGACCUUAACAAGGCUAUUCGGCCUGAUCAGUGCGCCUACGUGUUCCCUUGCCCCCGCGCAGUCCCCGCCGCACUCGCUCAGCACCGGUUCUAA
Molecule: messenger RNA, 2424 nt
Organism: Cydia pomonella (codling moth)
Lineage: Eukaryota; Metazoa; Arthropoda; Insecta; Lepidoptera; Tortricidae
Exons: 3
Coding region: 1075-2424 (449 amino acids)
Source: RefSeq, a predicted model, not a curated record